Messenger RNA from Episyrphus balteatus (marmalade hoverfly), 1617 nucleotides. Its product is annotated as sodium channel protein Nach-like. The transcript has 10 exons. The coding region runs from base 1 to 1617 and encodes 538 amino acids. The record is from RefSeq and is a predicted model, not a curated record. NCBI's taxonomy places the organism in Eukaryota, Metazoa, Arthropoda, Insecta, Diptera, Syrphidae. Gene Ontology annotation, molecular function: ligand-gated sodium channel activity. Gene Ontology annotation, biological process: sodium ion transmembrane transport. Gene Ontology annotation, cellular component: membrane.
AUGGUAACAAAGUUUCACAUUGACAAGUCGAUUAGCUGGUGGGUAAUAACACCACCAAAACGAAAGCAUGCCGAAACUUCUAGAUUUAGCAAAGAUUUUCGUGAUUUCAUCGAACAUACAUCGUUGCCAUGUUAUUCGAAAAUGGUUGAUCCUUCUUAUGGAUUUUUAGAAAAAGUUAUCUGGUUUGGUGUUCAUGUCCUGGCAAUAUUCUUAUUAAUUGUGUUCCUCUCUGAUGCAUGGACAGAAUUUGUUUCGCAAUAUUUUGCAACAACUCUCUAUGAUCCAUUGUAUCCAAUUGAAAAAGUACCAUUUCCAGCAGUUUCAAUUUGUUCAAACAAUAGGAUAUCCCGACAAGCCGCCGAAAAUUAUGCAAUUGAAUUAAGUCAAAUUGAUCCUGAUAGAAGAAACAAAACAUAUUUUAUGGAACACAUUGCAUUUUUGGGUUUACUUUAUAACAAAGAUUUUACAAUGACAGAGUUGCCAGAUGUCUAUGAGUUCCAACAGUUUCUGGAUAUAUACGAUACUGGAGAUGAUGAAAAGUAUUUCAACACUUUGAAAAAGAUUGCAAGACUCACACCUCCUUGCGGAGAACUCCUGAUCAAAUGCUUUCUUGGGGGUAAAGCUGUGAAAUGUUUCUCUAAUCGUACAUUCCAAACAACUCUUACUAGCUAUGGAUAUUGUUGUACCUUCAAUUAUAACGACAUAUAUCACACCCGUAAGCAAAAACAUCGUUUCUCACAUGCUGAAUUGGGUCUGACUGUUGUUCUUAAUACUAGCUCCAAGGACAUGCAUUAUCCUUUGCUACGAUUCGAUGGGACAUUGGUUAUAGUUCAUUCGGCUCAUAAAUAUCCGGAUAUUUCUUCAGGUGGUUCUUCAGAGAAUUUCAUCACAAAUGGAAAAGAUAACUUCCUGGCAAUUACACCUUAUGUCGUUGACAGUGUUGAAGCUGUUAGGCAGUUUAAUCCAAAGACCAGAAAUUGCUAUUUCCAUGAUGAAAGUCCGGACGGCUAUUUAUUGGGACGCCUUCAAUAUAGCUUUAAUAAUUGUGUUACUCGGUGUCGUAUACAAAGCAUCCUUGUACUAUGCAACUGUCUGCCAUUCAGUAUGCCCUCGGGGCUAACACCAAAUGGAACAAGAACUGUAUACUGUACCCUAAGACAUCUUGACUGCUUGCGGAGAUAUAGCUUUAAAUGGAAAAGUAUCCUUACACAUAAAAUCUUCAUUCCUGGGCUGGAACGAGAAGCUGAAGAUGCACUGUAUUGUCCCCAUUGCUUGCCGUCUUGUGAUGACAUCCAAUAUUCAGGUGCCUUAAGUAUUGAACCAAUAGAUUCUUAUAUUAUCUCCCUUUUUCUCUUUCCAUUCUAUAGGUCACAAGAUGAAAAUGAUAUCACUGUGUUAAGGGUGUACUUUGCUGAACAAUAUAUUAAAUUCUACCGAAAGAUUGUAACGAAUUCAUGGUUCGAGGCAUUUAGUACUAUUGGGAAUUAUUGCGGCAUUAUCAUUGGAUUUUCUUUGAUUAUCUUUUGUGAGGUGGUUUAUUUUAUAGGACAACAAAUAAUGUUGGUAAUGAGACGUGGAUUACGGAAGGAGCGAAGGAAUUUAAUAAUUUACCCAUAA